Messenger RNA from Aspergillus terreus NIH2624, 1062 nucleotides. RefSeq lists its product as uncharacterized. The coding region runs from base 1 to 1062 and encodes 353 amino acids. The record is from RefSeq and is a predicted model, not a curated record. Lineage: Eukaryota; Fungi; Ascomycota; Eurotiomycetes; Eurotiales; Aspergillaceae. The transcript is spliced from 2 exons. Gene Ontology annotation, biological process: regulation of transcription by RNA polymerase II. Gene Ontology annotation, molecular function: DNA-binding transcription activator activity, RNA polymerase II-specific.
AUGGAUUGCGUAUACCCUUCAAAAAGCAAACUAAAACCAGCAGCGCUAUCGACCCAUGACCGAAAUAGCCUCACAUCUACACGGCAACUAUCCGAUCGCCCAUUCACUGGCGAUGACCUGCGAUUUUUCCACCACUUUCUGCUUGUUGCAAGACCAUAUCUGCCGUUUGGAAGUGAGGACUCGUGGACGACAGUGGUACCGGCAUAUGCGCAUGAGUGUCCACACCUGAUGCAUGCGAUUCUCUCCCUCGGCGCCACGCACUAUGCUUUGACAACCCCGGCCGGCUCUCAAUACACUCCAAUGGCCAUUGCGCAUCGCGGAAAAGCCCUCCAACUACUAGCCACGACGCUCGCCAAGGGCGACCGAUGCACGGAGUCCGACCUGGAUGGCGUGCUAGCCACAUGCUACACUCUCGUGUUCCAAGCUUAUUACAUGAACGACGGUCUGGUAGAUUUUGCCGUCUUCGUACGCGGCUGUGGGACCAUCACAACCCAGCUACGAGCGCGGUUCAAGCGCAGCAGAAUGUUCCUCAUCCAGACGCAAGAGCAGGUUAGCGCUAUGGUUUCACCGUGGCUCCCGAAUGAUCCAUACCCAGACAGCGCGUUUAUUGCAUCCUGCAUUGAGGAUAUCGAUCAGCUGCGCUCGUUUCUUCGGAGCGAUGGGGACCGUGCGUUCUUCCGGGUUCUGCGCAGCACGUACGCGGCGCUACAUCGCUCCAUGGCAGAGACAUUUUUUCAGUUAACAGAGGUCUACGCGGUCUGGUAUACGAUGGAGAACCAGGAGUUUAUGAAGUUUGUUGCCAGCGCAAACCAUAUUUCGCGGGCGUUGUUUAUACAUCACUUCACGAUUGAUACGCUUAUGCGACCGUUUAUGCUUGCGAUAGGAGGACGACAUCGCCCGGGUGUACAUAUCAAUGCUACCGUUGCCGACAACUGGGUGUCGGCGAUAUACGGUGGUUUACCGUCGUCGAUGAAAGGCUUGGUAUGUCGCCAGGUGGACCGGAUUCGGAAAGAGAAAGAGAGGGUGCGCACGAAUCUUGAAAGCGGCAGCAUUAUAGGAUGA